Messenger RNA from Tetrahymena thermophila SB210, 2290 nucleotides. Its product is annotated as kinase domain protein. The transcript has 21 exons. The record is from RefSeq and is a predicted model, not a curated record. NCBI's taxonomy places the organism in Eukaryota, Ciliophora, Oligohymenophorea, Hymenostomatida, Tetrahymenidae.
UUUAAAUCUGUAAUAAAAAAGGCACAUAAUCAUAAAUAAUACUUUAUUAAUUAAAAACAUUCAAAAAAUAAUUAAAAACUAAUCUCUCAAAGAUUUUAUUAUAGAAUUUGAAUAUCACUGAUUUGUAUAAAAUUAAAAUUAGCCUAGAAUAAAUAAUGAUUGAAGAAACUAUUAAGUCUGUAUCUUCCUUAUCAGAGACAGGAUCAGUAUGUAGAGAAUCAAAUCCUCGCUUCUAAGAAUUCCUCAUCAGAAAAAGUAGAGUUAAUGUAUCAGAAGAGAAUAACAUUAAGAGAAGAAGAUAAAAAAAUUUAAAAUUGGUAGUUGCAGAAAACCAAUAAAUUGGAAUCAGUGGAGUAAAGGAAUUAUUUCAUAAAAUUCGCAAAUACCCAAAUUUAACUUGUCUUACUGUCUCGAUUGCAGAUAAUAACAAAAUUGGUCUUGCAGGAGCUUAAGCUAUUUCAGAAUCAAUAAAAUAAUGCUAAAAUCUAAAUAUUUUAUGCCUAAAUAUUGGCCAAAACGACAUUGAAUCCGAAGGUGGAAAGUCUAUUGGUGAUUCAUUAAAAUCUUUACCUAACUUAGAAGAACUCUAUAUUGAAAUAGGAGACUUUAACUACUUGGGGUCAUAUGGAUGUAUAGGCAUAGGCGAAGGAUUAAAAUUUUGUACAAAGCUCGAAUCUUUUACUCUAGUAAUUGGAUAGAAUAAUAUUGGUAGUUCCGGAAUAACAGGAUUAGGCAUGGGUAUCAGUUUUCUCACUUAGUUAAAAGAACUGAAAAUAACAAUUAAAGCUAAAAAUAACAUUGGAAAAGAUGGCGCUGUAGGUUUAUGUGAAGCUUUUAAAUUUUGUCAAAAUUUAGAGCGUUUGACUCUAGUCAUUGAAAAGAAUGGAAUUAGUUCAGUGGGAACUGAAAGCAUAGGAAAAGGAAUUAGUAAUUUAACAAAGCUAAAUUACUUAAAAUUAUUUAUUGAAGGAGGCAAUGAAAUGGAUUCGGAAGGUGCUACUGCUAUAGGAAAUGGUAUUAAAAUGCUCCAGAGUCUUUAAAUUCUUGAUUUAAAAAUUGGAGAAUCAAAUAAUAUUGGAAGUACAGGAUCUAGAGGCAUUGGUGAAGGUAUUGGAGAAUGCAUAAAUUUACAUACAAUCUAAUUGAAAAUUGGAAGUAAAAAUUAUAUUGGAUCAGAAGGAGCAAAGGGAAUAGGAGCAAGCCUUGGAAAAUUAGAAAAUUUGAAAAAAUUAUCCUUAAUCAUUGAAUAAUUUAAUAAUAUUGGUCCAGAUGGAGCUAAGGAAAUAGGAGAAGGUUUAAAGUCUUGCAACAACUUAGAAUAAUUUGUAUUUAAGAUAUAUCAAUAUAACAAUAUUGGAAAAGAUGGGACAAAAGGAAUUGGAGAUGGUUUUAAAUAGUGUAAUAAUUUAAAGAGCUUAGAAUUACAUCUUGGAGAUGGAAACAAUAUUGGAGAAUUCGGAGCUAUUGGAUUGAGUGAAGGAUUAGGCUAUCUUUAAAAAUUAGAAUAUUUAAGGCUCUGCUUAGGACCCCAUAAUAACCUAACUGAAAAUGGGAUUAAAGCUAUUGGAGAUGCUUUGAAGCAGUGCAAUAAACUUUAAGAAAUUGCCUUAUUAAUUAGCUAUGGUAAUAAUGUUGGAUCAAUAGGAGCUUCUGGACUAGCUGAAGGAAUCAAACACUGCUAAUAAUUAAAUCAUCUUUCUUUAGUUUUUGGAGAUAAAAAUAUGAUAGGAAAAGAAGGAGUUACUGCAAUAGCUGGAGCCAUAUAGGCUUGUCAUUAAUUGAAAAAUCUAUAGCUAUCAAUUGGAUUCGGAAACCUUAUAACCUUAGAGGGAGCUGAAUAGAUCAGCAAAGGGAUUAGAGCUUCUUAAAAUCUAACUCAAGUCCACUUAAUUAUAGGAGACGAACAAAACUAAAAAAAUGAUCUAAUAUAGAUGUUCAACAAAAGCUGCUAAAGAUCUAAAAGGAUGUCAUAUUAUAAAAUAAUUGUUCAAUGAUGAUAAUAAGUAUCCAACCAUUUUAUGUUCUGAUGUCUUAUUUUGUUGGAUAAAUUAACUUAAUUUAUAAAACUGAAAACUCUAUAUUUAUUAUAUAAAAUUUACUUCAAUAUUCAUCUUUUAGUGCUUGAAAUUUAAAAACAAAAAAUUAAUUAAAAAUUGAUCUUUCUUACGCAAUAAUUUGAUAAAAAAAGAUACUUUGAGCAUAUUAGAAGAAUAAAUGAGAAAAAAGUGUCAUUUCAAAAAUGAGAAUUUCAACAUUUUAAUAUGGUGAAAGAAAUCUGAAUCAUAUCCUA